This is a messenger RNA of Pteropus alecto (black flying fox), 5589 nucleotides long. RefSeq names its product DDHD domain containing 2 (gene DDHD2). Gene Ontology annotation, cellular component: COPII-coated ER to Golgi transport vesicle. NCBI's taxonomy places the organism in Eukaryota, Metazoa, Chordata, Mammalia, Chiroptera, Pteropodidae. The record is from RefSeq and is a predicted model, not a curated record. The transcript has 22 exons. Gene Ontology annotation, molecular function: triacylglycerol lipase activity; protein binding; metal ion binding. The coding region runs from base 157 to 3486 and encodes 1109 amino acids.
AUCGUGUCGCUCCUGGUCUUCCUGCUUCUUAGACCCCAGCGUUACUGAUCUCUGUUCUUCAACUCUCAGGCACGACAGCCGAACGGGCGGAACCGGCCCUGGGAUUGGCUGUUGUCGUCCGACCCCCUUCAUUGUUGUCCAUUCCCUUUCGCUGGCAUGAGCGUGCGCAAUGGGCCGGCCGUGGGGGGCGGGAAGUGCCUCGGAGCAGGGAAACCCAUGUCGGCCUUAAGGCGCUCGGGCUACGGCCCCAGUGAUGGUCCGUCUUAUGGCCGCUACUACGGGCCUGGGGGUGGAGAUGUGCCCGUGCACACACCUCCACCCUUAUAUCCUCCUCGCCCUGAACCUCCUCACCCUCCCAUUUCCUGGCGGGUGCGCGGCCCGGCUGAGACCACCUGGCCGGGAGAAGGCGGAGGAGGUGAUGGCUAUUAUCACUCUGGAGGCACCUGGACAGAGCCGGGUCGACCUGGAGGAAGCCACCAGGAGCAGUCACCAUAUCCUAGCUACAAUUCUAACUUCUGGAAUUCUCCCGCUCGACCUAGGGCUCCUUACCCAAGUACAUAUCCUGUAAGACCGGAAAUGCAAGGCCAGAGUUUGAAUUCUUAUACAAAUGGUGCAUAUGGCUCACCAUACCCCACUGGCCCUGGGGCAAAUACUGCCUCAUACACUGGGGCUUAUUACACACCUGGAUAUACUCAGACCAAUUACUCCACAGAGGUUCCAGGCACUUACCGCUCACCUGGCAACAGCCCAGCCCCAGUCUCUGCUUGGAUGUAUCCUCAGCAGGACUGCCAGACUGAAGCACCUCCUCUUAGGGGGCAGGUUUCAGGAUAUCCUACUUCACAGAACCCUGGAACAACCCUGCCCCAUUAUCCUUAUGGGGAUGGUAAUCGUAGUAUUCCACAACCAGGACCAUCUGUACGACCACAAGAGGACUCAUGGGCUUCUCCUGGUGCUUAUGGAAUGGGAACCCGUUAUCCCUGGCCUUCAGCUGCGCCCUCAGCACCACCUGGGAAUCUCUACCUGAGUGAAAGUACUUCAUCAUGGCCUACCAGUGGCUCUCCUCAGCCACCUUCUUCACCACCAGCCCAGCAGCCCAAGGAUUCCUCAUACCCCUAUAGCCAAUCAGAUCAAGGCAUGAACCGGCACAACUUUCCUUCCAAUGUCCAUCAGUAUGAGUCCUCGGGAACAAUGAACAGUGAUAAUUCAGAUCUUUUGGAUUCUCAAGUCCAAUAUAGUGCUGAGCCUCAGCUUUAUGGUAAUGCCACCAAUGAACAUGCCAGCAAUCAAGAGCAAAGUAAUAAUCUUCCUGAAGAGUGUUUAUCUUCAGAUGAAGAGAGCGAAAUGUCAUCAGUGGAAUCACACCAGGAACAGUUGCCUCACUCAGAUCCAACCCCAUCACCAAACUCAUGUAGUUCCUUUGAGCUAAUAGACAUGGAUACUAGCAGUUUGUAUGAACCAGUUUCUCCUCAUUGGUUUUAUUGUAAGAUAAUAGAUUCUAAGGAGACAUGGAUUCCUUUCAAUUCAGAGGAUUCACAGCUGCUGGAAGAGGCAUAUGGCUCUGGAAAAGAUUGUAAUGGGAGAGUUGUUCCCACCGAUGGGGGCAGAUAUGAUGUUCACUUAGGGGAGAGAAUGCGGUAUGCAGUAUACUGGGAUGAGCUAGCAUCAGAAGUAAGACGAUGUACCUGGUUUUACAAGGGAGACAAAGAUAAUAAGUAUGUUCCCUACCCGGAGAGCUUCAGCCAAGUAUUAGAGGAAACUUACAUGCUUGCUGUAACUCUGGAUGAAUGGAAAAAGAAACUGGAGUCUCCCAACAGAGAAAUUAUUAUAUUACACAAUCCAAAGCUUAUGGUGCAUUACCAGCCAGUUGCGGGGUCGGAUGAAUGGGGUUCAACACCCACUGAGCAAGGUCGACCAAGAACAGUGAAGAGAGGGGUUGAGAACAUCUCUGUUGACAUUCAUUGUGGGGAACCUUUACAAAUAGACCACUUGGUUUUUGUAGUCCAUGGGAUUGGACCAGCUUGUGAUCUCCGCUUUCGCAGCAUUGUACAAUGUGUUAAUGAUUUUCGCAGUGUUUCAUUGAAUCUGCUACAAACGCAUUUUAAGAAAGCCCAAGAAAAUCAGCAGAUUGGAAGGGUAGAAUUUCUUCCAGUGAAUUGGCACAGCCCUUUGCAUUCUACUGGUGUGGAUGUAGAUCUGCAGCGAAUAACCCUGCCUAGCAUUAACCGCUUAAGACACUUCACCAAUGACACAAUUCUGGAUGUCUUCUUCUACAAUAGCCCCACCUACUGUCAGACUAUUGUGGACACAGUUGCUUCUGAAAUGAACAGAAUAUAUACACUUUUUCUGCAGAGGAACCCUGAUUUCAAAGGGGGUGUAUCCAUUGCUGGUCAUAGUUUAGGUUCGCUUAUAUUGUUUGAUAUCCUAACAAAUCAGAAAGAUUCUUUGGGGGAUAUUGACAGUGAAAAGGACUUGCCAAAUAUCGUUAAGGAUCAAGGAGACACACCAACGCUAGAGGAAGAUCUGAAGAAACUUCAACUCUCUGAAUUCUUUAGUAUCUUUGAGAAGGAGAAAGUAGAUAAGGAAGCUCUGGCUUUAUGUACAGACAAAGAUCUUCAGGAAAUGGGAGUUCCCUUAGGACCAAGAAGGAAGAUAUUAAACUACUUUAGGACCAGAAAAAUUUCAAUGGGUAUUAAUAGACCAACUCUGCAAUCAGAUUCAGGGGUAAAUGUGUCUAAUAUCCCCAAAGAAUCAGAUUUCUGCAGUAGUUCUGACGGUACUGGAAAUAAUGACUAUCUGGAUGUUGGCAUUGGGCAGGUGUCUGUAAAAUACCCCCGGCUCAUCUAUAAACCAGAAAUAUUCUUUGCCUUUGGAUCUCCCAUUGGAAUGUUCCUCACCGUCCGAGGACUAAAAAGAAUUGAUCCCAACUACAAAUUUCCAACUUGCAAAGGUUUCUUCAAUAUUUAUCACCCUUUUGAUCCUGUGGCCUAUAGGAUUGAACCAAUGGUAGUUCCAGGAGUGGAAUUUGAGCCAAUGCUGAUCCCACAUCAUAAAGGCAGGAAGCGGAUGCACUUAGAACUGAGAGAGGGCUUAACCAGGAUGAGUAUGGACCUUAAGAACAACUUGCUAGGUUCACUGCGGAUGGCCUGGAAGUCUUUCACCAGAGCUCAAUACCCUGCUUUACAAGCUUCAGAAACUGCAGAGGAAACUGAAGCAGAACCUGAAUCAAGUUCAGAGAAACCUAGUGAUAUUAACACAGAAGAGACCUCUGUGGCAGUUAAAGAAGUCCCACCCAUCAAUGUAGGAAUGCUGAAUGGAGGCCAGCGCAUUGACUAUGUGCUACAGGAGAAGCCCAUUGAAAGUUUUAAUGAGUAUUUAUUUGCUUUACAAAGCCAUCUAUGCUACUGGGAGUCUGAAGAUACAGUAUUACUGGUCCUCAAAGAAAUCUACCAAACCCAGGGUAUUUUCCUUGAUCAGCCUUUACAGUAAAAAUGAAUCAUCUAUGGCCGGCUGCUUACUACAGACAUUGAGGGGUCCUUCCCCAGAAAAUCCACCUGGUUUGUUGCUGCAGUUUUCCUCUUCAGCUGCAUCACUUCUUGCAUGUUGGUUGCCCCUUACCAUUGGGGUCGUUGGAAGAUAAUCUUCCAUUUUGAAAGUGAGUGGAAAGCAAAGGGAAGACACCCUAUUAUUACUACUGGGUUCAUAUAAGCACUUGCCGUUUUUAUUUCAUAGAUGGGGGUGGUUUGCUCCUUUAAUUCUUUGAUGAUAGUAUAUAGGUAUCCUACUUUUUUGCUUAUUACAUGAGAUGGUAUAAAUUCUGUUUUGAGUUUGAUAUGUUUUAGGUUGGUAGAAUUUUUUUCUAGGAAAUGUUCUAGUUUGGAAAUAGACUUGAAAUUCAGAAGGCAUUUGGGGUACACUUAUCUCUCAUUAGUGGUCUCUGCAUUUGAAGGCUAAGUGGAUAUGGAAAAAAGUGUCAGGCAGUCAAAAUCUUUUGGGCUAUCUUUCUUACAAGUCCUAUAUGAAGUCUAAAAUGUAGCUUAAAAUAAGUAUAGUUUAUGCUCUACAGCUGACUGACAGAUUUGUUGCUAUGAAUCACUGUUGCUGUUUAUUGUUUUUACAGCCAUUUGAGCUUCUCUGAGAGUCUAAAGUGGACCAUUUAGUUCACAUUACAUGCAUCUUUAUAAAUCGAAGAUGUUAUAUCUCCUACACCUGCCCUUUGAUAUCAUACUUCAUAUUGGGAGACUAGAUGAAUAUCUGACUUAACUUUUGUUCUUUAAUUGAAGGUGAAGCUAUAAAGGCUGACAAACCUGAAAUUGCACAGCCUUGACAGACUGGUGCAUUUAUGGUGAAAUAGAAUUUAUGUAAGUCACCUGCCACAUCCACUUGGGUGAUGGUAGCAUUGUGUGUCCUCUUUAAAAACACUUUGUAAACAUCAUUGCCUUCUCAGGUACCCACAAUCCAGAAUGCUUAUUUAAAAGGCUCAUGGCAUAGGCAUUGUUGGUUGAGCAGGUAGGUUUGGCUGAGGGGAAAUUUUUCUUAUUCUGAAAGAAAAACAUAUGCCUGCAGGGGCCAAGGAACAGCUAUUGAAGAGUCAGUGUCUGAACAUACAAAGUGAGAUGUACCUUGAAGAAGGUGGGUGAAUAUAGACUAAUUUUUUUCCAAGGCAUCGGCUCACCACUGUGCUAGAGGUUAUUUUGUUUUUCAUUGGUCAGUUUGUUUUUGUCUUUGCAGUUUUCUUUGUGAUACACUCCUCUCAGAUUCCACAGCCCAUUGUUUAUAGUGAGGCAUAGCCAGGCAAGCUGUGUUGUUUUUUAUGUUUUUUGUAAAUGUAUCAUGGUGUCCAAAGCACUGGCAUUUAACAUUCACUUAAGCCAUCCCUUUCUGGAGAGAAAAGGGAAGGUUAAUUCUUACUUAGAGAUGGUAGAAGUAAGGUUGGGGUAUAGGUCAGAGCCUGGCCUUUCCUUGUCUGUCUGAUUAUCGACAAUUGCUGACUAAACCACUAAAAAGUUUCAGAUAUGUGGAAUAUUUUCUUUACUACAUAAAUUGAGUUUGAAGGGUUACUGAGAAUUAAGUAGCAUUCAAUAUAUAUUAAAGGGAAAGCUUUUGUCAAGUUGUUUUCAAAUUUAAGUUUACUUUUCAUAUUUAGCCAGAAUUGGUACUAUUUAGGAGUAACCAAAUGAUAAGCAAGAGUGAGUCCUUGUAACCAAAGAUGAACAGCAUAACUCUGGAUAGCUAGAUAAACCACUGCUAAGAAAUGUUUCUUUUCUGUGGUAUUAUCAUGGUUGUAUAUUACAUGGGUAAUAAGCUCGAUUUAAAUCCUUUAUUUAGUGGUAUAUCAUUUGCACUAUUUCAGUUGUAUCAUGUGCAAUCUGUUGACCAAGCCUAUUUUUAAACUCUGAUAGAGUAUCAUUUUAUACAUAUUCCCAACUGCAGAAUUGGUAUUGCUUAGCAAAAGAGAUUUGUUUGCAUGGAAAGAUUAAUAGCAUUGAUUAGCUUUCUAAUAUUUUGCACUUUUUGAAAUGUCUGUUUUUUUAUGUGAUUAUAUUUAAAACUCUAGUAAAUAUUGAAAUAAAACCACAUUGACCCAUCGCC